CAGGACCGAGCGCAAGCAGCAGUUCAACGGCUGGAUCAUCGGAGAGAAGUUUUCAAACAGAUGUAGAAAUAACAGGCAUGGACACAGCUUCUGUUGUUGAACAAAACAAUAUGACUGAUACUGGUUCUGCGGUCGAUAUUGACGACAAAAAAACAAAGGCUGAGCACAAAGCUCAAGCACCCGAACAUAGUUUGCCUGACGAUCCUGGCGCAAGUACAGAAUGCGAACCUAUUCCUGGUCAUUCAGGUGCUUUCUCAACUACCCUCGACACACCAUCCUCUGUUCCACAGCAAAGACAGGACAAAAGUAAUAGAACCUUCUUGGAAACAUUUGAAGAUGUACUCAACAGUUCCAAGGACAUGGCUGAGGUUGGAGAACGACUGAAAAUGAAAUAUUCAGAACAAAAACCUGCGGUUAUUCCUGGUCACAUGAAAACGGAUGACGGUUCAUUGAGGAAAGUAUUUGUGGUAUAUUCUCCACACGUAUUGCACGCAAGCAAUCACGAAAAGGAAGGUAUAGGAUUAGUCAUGUUGAGAAACCCCUACAAAGUCGAUAACGAAGCCCGGACAGUGUCACAAAACAAAGGGAAAGAGUACACUAUCCCCAAAGAGGACAUGGAAAGGGCAAAACAAGUCAUUCAAUCACACAGCAAUACCCUAUGGUGUAACCAUAGCAACCUCAAUAUCAUCAGUGUUUCUUCUGUGCGGUCUAAACGUAAAGGAGCAGAACUGGAACAGUGUCUAUGCAUUGUGCUUUACUGUAGUACGAAAGGUGUUGUACCUAUCGGAGAAGAAGAGUUCCCUCGAGAGCUUGAUUCAGUUAGUAUCGAUGUACGGGAAGGCUAUUUUGAACUUGGAGGAUAUAAUACUUUGCCAAGCUCGUCUCGACACAGAGAUCUAAAAAUGGGAUGCAACAUUGGGAAGAUAACAAAGCGUAUUAAAAACGGCGGAGGAUCACUUGGUCCGUUAGUAAACUACAAUGAUAAGAUGAGUUUCCUAACAUGUGCCCAUGUGCUGUUUGAUUUCAACCCACAGAUUAAUUAUAGCGUCAAUGCAUUCAACCGCAUUUAUGUCGCCCAACCUUCUCCGGGUUCUUCAACUGCAAGUGGUGAUAGUUGUGGAUUUGUGCAGAGGGCAAUUUUCAACCCACAGCUACCUACCGGCAUUGAUGUGGCUGUUGUGGCCAUAUCUGAUUCAACUAGAAAACCGAUUAAAGGAAGAUUUGCCAUGGAUCACACUUUCAGAUAUAGAAAUACGGGAUUUAAAGAGCUACCAGAAUACAACAAUGGUUCCAUAGUCCGCAAUAUUUCCGAGUGUGGCACUAGCAACAUGGUUGUCCAGUUUGGAAGCGAAACCCACCUAACAAAAGGUUCUUUGGUCGUUGAUGGUGUAAGCGUGAGACCUCUUUCCACUGUUCUAGGAAAGCUAUUUUCUGCUAAUAUGUAUUGUUUCAAAGAUCAGUAUGAAGUGGAGGGACUAAAAUCAGCUGUUAAUAUGUUUCUUCCGGGUGACUCUGGAUCAGCAGUGUUUAUGCUGAAUGGAACGUCUUUACACUGCAUCGGUAUGUCUAUUGGUCACAUGUCUAACGGAAGUGCUGUAGUAACGCCAAUCGGAGCACUGCUAGAUGCUCUUGGUCCUACUUGUAGAAUGGAAACAUUUUAA
Molecule: messenger RNA, 1661 nt
Organism: Pecten maximus
Lineage: Eukaryota; Metazoa; Mollusca; Bivalvia; Pectinida; Pectinidae
Exons: 3
Coding region: 78-1661 (527 amino acids)
Source: RefSeq, a predicted model, not a curated record